GGGACGUGCAGCGCGGUGAUUGGUCGGUUCGGCGGGACGCGCCGCUAUUGGCUGGGAGCCCGCGCACGCGGCGGAGGCGGGAAAUUGUGAGGGGAGAGCGGCGGAGGAGAAGCUGAGGAUUUCCCAUUGCCCACCCCUGGGAGGCUGUGAGGAAGAGGAAGAUGCCCCAGGACACUGAGGCAGAGCAGGAGCUGAGCAUGGAGAGCAGGGAGGACAAAUCCCCGCGGCAGAACCUGGUGGCAGAGGCCGUUUUGAGCGGCUCCACGGCGCAGGAAGCCAACGGGGAGGAAAAGCCCCGGAGAUCCCGCACGAGGAGGGGCUGCAAACGCAGAUCCCAGGGAUCUGAGGGGGAAAGAGCCAGCCUGGGCCGGGAAGGCGGCCGGAGAUGGAGCCAGAGCUUGGAGCUGGUGCUGCAUGAGCAGGUCUGUGAUGGGGAGAAGCCCCACACGUGUGGGGAGUGUGGGAAGAGCUUCAGGUGGAACUCCGAGCUGAUCAGGCACCAGAGGACCCACACAGCGGAACGGCCCUACGAGUGUGAUCAGUGCAGGAAGAGGUUUCACACCAGUUCCCAUCUCCUCCAGCACCCACGCACGCACACAGAGGAGAGGCCCUUCCGCUGCCCCGACUGCGGGCAGGGCUUCAGGCAAAACUCCCAUCUUGUGUUGCACCGACGCAUCCACACUGGGGAGAAGCCCUAUGAGUGUGGGGAAUGUGGGAAGAGUUUCAGCCGGUAUUCCAGCCUGACCCGCCACCAGCGCAUCCACACUGGGGAGAGGCCCUACGAGUGUGAUAAAUGCAGGAAGAAGUUUCGGACCAGCUCCCGUCUCCUCCAGCACUAUCGGACUCACACAGAGGAGAGGCCCUUCCAGUGCCCUGACUGUGGGAAGGGAUUCAGGCAGAGCUCCACCCUCAUCAGGCACCGGCGCCCCUCGGCGGGGCCGCCCCGUGCCCGCCCCUGCCCGGCCCGCCGUGGUUCCGCCUCCGCCGGGCUCUCUCCGUACUGGCUGUGGCGCCGCUGGAAGAGCCGCUCUCUCUGGUGCUGGCGGAGCAGCGCGGUCUUUUGGCUCCGCCUGGCGCGGGCUCUGGCCCAGCCCCGGCCGAGGCCCCGGCCCCGAAAGAAGCCCCUGCCGUGGUUCCGCCCGCUGCCACCCCGCUGCCGCUCGGCUCCCGCCCUGUGGCCGACAGCGCCGCCGGCAGCUUCCCCGCUCCGAGCUCCGCCUCUCGCCAGCUCGGCCGCCGGCCCCGAGCCGCCGCAGCCCGGGGCGGCUGGGCAAGCAGCAGCGCGCCGGGCGGGCGGGUGUCCCGGGCAGAAGAGCAGGAGCGCGGUGCCGCCCGCACGGGCGGAGAAGCCUCCCCUAGAGCAGCUCUACCGGGAGCGGCGACUUCGGCAGCGUUUUCUCCGGGACCCGGCUCGCCGACGGCGCCCCGGUAAGAGACGGGGCCGGUCGGAGGGGGGCGGCGGGCGGUGA
Serinus canaria (Common canary) is the source of this 1469-nucleotide messenger RNA. RefSeq names its product zinc finger protein 771-like. The record is from RefSeq and is a predicted model, not a curated record. NCBI's taxonomy places the organism in Eukaryota, Metazoa, Chordata, Aves, Passeriformes, Fringillidae. The transcript has 4 exons. Gene Ontology annotation, biological process: regulation of transcription by RNA polymerase II. Gene Ontology annotation, molecular function: RNA polymerase II cis-regulatory region sequence-specific DNA binding; DNA-binding transcription factor activity. The coding region runs from base 162 to 1469 and encodes 435 amino acids.